Auanema sp. JU1783 is the source of this 276-nucleotide messenger RNA. NCBI's taxonomy places the organism in Eukaryota, Metazoa, Nematoda, Chromadorea, Rhabditida, Rhabditidae. The record is from the annotation of a GenBank genome assembly.
AUGAUUUAUCCCGACUACAUAAUCCAAGGAGGUGACAUAACUCUAGGACGCGGAAAUGGUUCGAUCUAUGGAGAUAAGUUUGACGAUAAAAACUUCCUGGCUCGUCAUACUGGGGCUGGAAUCCUCUCUAUGGCGAACUCUGGACCAAACACUAAUGGAUCCCAAUUCAUGAUUAGCUUGACCGAAAACACCUGGUUCGAUGGUAAACAUGCCGUCUUCGGGAGAGUUGUUGAAGGGAUGGAUCUCCUGAUGGAAUUGAACAGUGUUGGAACAUAG